Messenger RNA from Scomber japonicus (chub mackerel), 3101 nucleotides. RefSeq names its product diacylglycerol lipase, beta (gene daglb). NCBI's taxonomy places the organism in Eukaryota, Metazoa, Chordata, Actinopteri, Scombriformes, Scombridae. The transcript is spliced from 15 exons. The coding region runs from base 604 to 2634 and encodes 676 amino acids. Gene Ontology annotation, biological process: lipid metabolic process. The record is from RefSeq and is a predicted model, not a curated record.
CAAAACAAGCCAGCCCGUUACAUUUAACUAUUUUACAUGGCUAACCAAAUACCCUGACAGUAAAAGAUAGGCCACAGAGCAAGCUGUUCAUAUGCUGGUAAUAGCUGUGUUGUACGGGACUAAUGCUAGCUAUAUUUUUUUUCUCCAAAUAGCUUUAACGUCAGCUUAGUUUUAGCUAACGUUAGAUAACGCUAGCUUUCGUGAGAAGCUAGUCACGGUUGGUUAUACAUUUAGCUAGCUUUUUUUAACCUUAUUAACGUUAGCAGCAUUGUCUAACGUAGGUGAAUGUAGCUGUAGGUGUUGUCAAACAGGUGAUAUCAACGUUAGCACUGUAAUUAAAAGCUGUCAACAUUAUAGCUGGGCGUGUCCGACCAAUGUUUCAUUAUUAAGCCGAUGUAGACGCGCAUCUGCUGGAUUACUCAAUCGACUGUUAGCUUUUAGCUGCUAGCAGAAAUCCUCUGGGCUACUUUAACAACCCUGGAAAGUGUAAUGUGGCAACACUGUUAUGUCUUCGACGAGUGAAGCUGCUCUUUCGCUGCAGUUAUGAAUACUGUGGAUUGCGCCUUUUUGAAGAGCUUGUAGCCUGCUCAUUCACCAAGCAAAAUGCCCGGAGUGGUGGUGUUUGGCCGGAGGUGGGGGAUCGCCAGCGAUGACCUGGUUUUCCCCGGUUCCUUCGAACUGUUCGUCCGUGUGCUGUGGUGGAUCGGCACCAUGAUCCUGUACACUUAUCAUAAGGGUCACUUUGAUUGUAACGGGAGAGGUGUUCUUCAAAGCUACCUGGUUGGACUGUUGGUUGUGCUGGCUCUCAUCAUCCUGUCACUAUGUGCUAUAGUCUAUGUCAGUGCUCAAGGUACCAUCACAAACCCCGGCCCCAGGCGCUCCAUCCCUGCCCUGGUGUACCUGCGCGCUCUCCUCUACAUCCCUGAGGUGGUGUGGGCCUGUCUGGGUGCUGUGUGGGUGUCUGAUGACAGCAAAGGUUGCGACCCCGCCACAGUGGGUGCUGUCAUCGCAGCAGUGAUCGCUAGCUGGAUCAUCCUUCUCUUCACCGCUCUGGGCGUGGUGUUCGUCUUCGACCCGCUGGGCAACCCUCGCCCUCAGCACGCCACCAUGGAGCCUCUGGGGGUGCGAGACAUGGAGAGCAGCGAAGGCACCCAGUUCUUCUCCACGGCUCGCUCCCUGGCCGUCAAGGUGUGGGAGAGCAGGCUGCGGCUGCUGUGCUGCUGCCUGCCGCAGGACGAGAGCCACAGAGCGGCGUUCUCCGGCAUCGCUAAGCUAGUCAGCGGAUUCUUCUCGGACACAGACCUGGUUCCCAGUGACAUAGCAGCUGGUUUGGCUCUGCUGCACCAGGAGCAGGAUAAGAUGGAGCAAAGCAGAGACCCAGACACCAUCAUCACCCACAGCCCGUCCUCUCCUAUUGAAGAAGAUUUGGAGGUAGAGUUAGAGAAGGCGGCUCACUGUAUGCAGUUUGCAGCUGCGGCUUAUGGCUGGCCGCUGUACGUCUACUCCAACCCUCUGACUGGGCCCUGCAAACUCAGCGGAGACUGCUGUAGGAGUCACGCCGCAGAGUACGAGAUAGUCGGAGGAGACCACCUGGGCUGCCACUUCUCAUCCAUCCUUCACAGCACCGGUCUGCAGUACAGAGACUUCAUCUACGUUAGCUUCCACAACCAGAUCUAUGAGAUCCCGUUCUUCGUGGCUCUGGAUCAUAAGAGGGAGGCAGUGCUGGUGGCUGUCAGAGGAACACUGUCACUGAAGGAUGUCCUAACAGACCUGUCUGCUGAAUGUGAGAACCUGCCAAUAGAGGGAGUGACUGGAGCCUGCUAUGCUCACAAGGGUAUGUCCCAGGCAGCCGGUUACAUCUAUAAGAAGCUGGUCAACGACGGCAUCCUGAACCAGGCUUUCUCCAUCGCACCGGAGUACAAGCUGGUCAUCACUGGUCACAGUCUGGGUGCAGGCACAGCUUCACUGCUCGCCAUACUCUUGCGCAACUCCUUCCCCACCCUGCAGUGCUACUCCUUCUCUCCACCAGGGGGACUCCUGAGUAAAGCCCUGGCUGAUUACUCCAAGAACUUUGUGGUCUCUGUGGUGUUGGGAAAGGAUCUGGUCCCCAGACUGAGCAUUCCCAACAUGGAGGAUCUGAAGAGAAAGAUUCUUAAGAUAGUUUCAAACUGCAAUAAACCAAAGUACCGCAUCCUGCUGCAGGGAUGCUGGUACGAGCUGUUCGGAGGAGAACCAGACGACUUCCCCACCGAGAUGGACAACAGGAGGGAGGAGGAGCUGAGCCAGCCGCUGCUCGGAGAGGAGUCGCUGAUGAUCCGUCACUCCUCGUCCUAUCAGAGCCUGGCGUCAGACGACUCUCCCGCCCACACGGUGGCACACUUGCCUCUCUUCAUGCCCGGACGCGUCCUGCACAUCACAGAAGACGGGCCGUCGCGCAGAUCCUGUUUCUCACAGGUCAGAUACCGAGCAGAAUGGUCUAACGAAAUGGCCUUCAGGAGUGUUUUAAUCAGCCCCAGGAUGUUAGCGGAUCACAUGCCAGACGCAGUGCUGUGGGCGCUGAACAGCCUGACCAGCGACAGGCCCUUCUCCCUCUGCCCAUCAGCUUUAAACAACAGCCAACACAACACUAUCUGAAAUCCACCAGAGAGAGAGAGAGACUGAUCCCAAUGACACUACAGCAUCUGAACAACCACUUUCAAUCUCCUCUUCCACACACCCAACCCAGCCUCUCUCUCUCUCUCUCCACAGGUCUGAUCCCUAAAGCCUGUGUUCAAACAUAAACAUGUGGAAACGUGAUUGUAAUCUUGGACGAUGAAGGCAGCUUCAUCCUGUUGCCAUGAAUGAAAGAAACACAUCAGAGCUCGGACUCCUUUUGUUGUUGUGUUUUUUUCUUUGUGAAAUUGCACUUUUAAUUAUUUAAUUCAUGCGCUGUACUCCCGACUUUAUUUUUCUUUUUUGAGUUACUCUGUGAGCGACUUUUAUGCCAUGAUCUUUGAAUGUGCGUUGUGUACAAUACAGUGAUGUACAUUUUCAGUCUGUACGGCAGGUAGAGGCCGUCCCUCCAUCCUCGUGUCUUCCUCGUCCGUGCGGGAAGGAGGGGC